AUGUCGACGACGGCAUACACCCAGCGCAACCAUCGCAGCACGUUGCAUACGACCACACCCAAGGUCGACACCUCGUGCCAACUCUCCUUUGCACCGCGCAACACGCGAUGCCAGCCACUGUACCGACCCGCGGCGCUCCGACGCAACGGCUCGCAAACCCCCGUGUCGGCCAUGCCUGUCUCACCGCCCGUAUCACCACAUGCUCUGGCCGCCGAACUGUCGCAGGCGUCCAUCAAGGCCAUCUCGCCCCAGUCAUGGCUCGGUGUACUCCCCUGGGCUUCGGAUGUAAACCACUACAAGUCCGGGGACUCGAGCGUUGCUGCUGGUGUAGCAUUGCCACGCUCGGCAUGGAGGGUGCGUCACUUCGUUCCACACCGGGCGAUAUGUGUGCGCCGAGCGCGAGAGACCGAUCCGCGCUUGCGCUAGCGCCUGGUGGGGGCGGAUUGGCGCGCGGCUGCGAGCAACUCGCGUGCCAGUGGCAUGCGGUGCGCACGCCGCUUGGGCCGACCCAUACCGUCGAUCACCGAUUGGCUGGCAACUCGCUAGGCCGCGACCUUGCCCCCCCCCCCUUUGCAUAUUCGCUCCGCUUGCUGACCUCCACCAAAUGCUCCGAUUUCAAACCGUUCACAGCCCGACGAGGAGGCAUUGAUUUGCGCAGCAAGUGACUGCUCGUUGCGUUUCGACCUGAUCAACCGGCGACAUCAUUGCCGGUGCGUUAGCCGAUCGCAUGGGCGCGCGAGAGGAGAUGGCGAGACCGAGCUGAGAGGAGACGGGCUCGAUCACUCUCGUGACAUCACAAGCGCAUAGGAGUUCACUUGUCCUGGUUUCCACCUUGUACUGACCUUAUCUUCGUCGGCUGACAGGAAAUGCGGGGAAGUGUUCUGCUCGUCACACUCGUCGCGCAUGGUGUCACUGUGGCCCCCUACCAUGAGCCCAGGUGAACACGAUAUCUCGACUCCGCCGACUCCAAGGGCAACCCCCAAGUCGACUCCGCGAUCAUCCUAUGUCGACCUGUCUUCACUCGCCUUUGCUGCAUCGUCGUCGUCGAAAUCGACGAACACUAGCAACUCCGCUUUCUCCGUCGCGGCCUCGUCCGAAAGCUCGAACUCGUCUUCGACCCCAACCUCUUCGCCUCCCAAUGGGCGACCCUUUCUGGGCAAGCCCAUGUCGUGCCGAGUCUGCGACUCGUGCUACUUCAACGCCCCCGCCUCGGUACCGCAAGCUUUGCUCACCCCGCCCCCCACGAGUUCGACUCGGUCCUUCAUGGGCUCGCCUAAGGGGCCCAUGAGCCAGUCACCGCCGAACUCGACGAACGUGCCCGAAUGGGCUCAACCGACGUCGACCUCGAGGAGCAAGUCGCGCUCUCGCUCGCGGCAUGAUUCCUCUUCGGGACUGUCGAGGAGUCGACAUGGUUCGGCCUCGGGCUCGGCCUCGUCGACGCCUCCUUCCUUCGUUUCAACGCCUCCGACCUCGUACGACUCAUUUUCUGUACUAGGCUCAAAUCCAGGCUUGCACAACAAGUCGCGAGGUGUCUCUCCUGCGGCCAGUCUUCGCGGCGCGGCGCUGUUGAGCCAUCAGCCGUUCCCUACGGUCACCAGCGCCAUCGAGGACGACGACGGCGACAUCACGGAUGAGGAGUUGAUCGAAGAAGAAGAAGAAGAAGAAGACGAUGUUCACGUCCCUAAGGCAGGGAUGCUGGUCGCGAGCGAAACGAGCUUCGGCCCACGAGGCUUCGAUUCCCUCUGGUCGACUUUCUGA
Microbotryum saponariae is the source of this 1758-nucleotide messenger RNA. NCBI's taxonomy places the organism in Eukaryota, Fungi, Basidiomycota, Microbotryomycetes, Microbotryales, Microbotryaceae. The record is from the annotation of a GenBank genome assembly.